Messenger RNA from Chenopodium quinoa (quinoa), 1413 nucleotides. Its product is annotated as ADP,ATP carrier protein ER-ANT1-like. The transcript has 3 exons. Gene Ontology annotation, biological process: mitochondrial ADP transmembrane transport; mitochondrial ATP transmembrane transport. Gene Ontology annotation, molecular function: ATP:ADP antiporter activity. Gene Ontology annotation, cellular component: mitochondrial inner membrane. NCBI's taxonomy places the organism in Eukaryota, Viridiplantae, Streptophyta, Magnoliopsida, Caryophyllales, Amaranthaceae. Bases 216 to 1154 code for a protein of 312 amino acids. The record is from RefSeq and is a predicted model, not a curated record.
CUCCAGGCUUAUCAAGGAGAUAAAUAUGAAUUUUCUCAAAAAGGAGCCUAGGAGUCUGGGCCCCAAACAUCACCAUGAACUCAAAUUCAUGGUAACCAUUACCCGUCAUCCUUCGGUGGCGCUCUUCUCUUCUUCCCACCAUUUUUCGUCGUCAUUUGCUCCGCCCCACCUUCAUCCGACGAGGAGGAGAGAGAAAAUUACGGCGGCGUAGGAAAAUGGCAACAAGAAAAGGGGAGAAGUUCUCGGCGGAUUGGAUAAUGGGAGGUUCGGCGGCAGUGGUGGCGAAGACGGCGGCAGCACCGAUUGAAAGGGUUAAAUUGCUGUUGCAAAAUCAGGGUGAAUUGUUGAAGAGAGGUCGUCUUCAUACUCCUUAUAUGGGUGUUUCUGAUUGCUUCAAAAGGGUUCUUCGAGAGGAGGGUGUUCUUGCUUUUUGGAGGGGAAAUCAAGCCAAUGUCAUUCGUUAUUUCCCUACUCAGGCUUUCAACUUUGCAUUCAGAGGGUACUUCAAGAGUCUUUUUGGACGUUCCAAGGAGAGAGAUGGCUACUUGAAAUGGUUUGCUGGAAAUGUGGCUUCUGGAAGUGCUGCUGGAGCAACAACUUCAGUCUUUCUCUAUCAUCUGGAUUAUGCACGUACACGACUUGCUACUGAUUCUCAGGGAGUUUCUAUGAAUGGACAACGACAAUUUAAAGGAUUGGUUGAUGUUUACCGCAAGACAUUGUCAACUGAUGGAAUUGGAGGGCUUUAUCGAGGAUUUGGGGUAUCAAUAUUUGGAAUUACACUUUAUCGGGGUUUGUACUUUGGGAUAUAUGACACUUUGAAGCCGCUUAUUUUGAUUGGGCCUCUUGAGGAUAAUUUCUUUGCUUGCUUUUUCUUGGGUUGGGGAGUGACAACUACAUCUGGUAUCUGUGCCUAUCCAUUUGACACCGUGCGACGGAGGAUGAUGCUUACAUCUGGGGAGUCUGUAAGGUAUUCUAAUGCAUUACAUGCAUUACGUGAGAUUAUUCAUCAUGAAGGGUUUUCUGCUCUUUUCCGGGGUGUUACUGCAAAUAUCCUUUUGGGUAUGGCAGGGGCUGGAGUGCUAGCAGGCUAUGAUAAGUUGCACCGUAUUGCUUAUGGACAUGGUUAUAGGUUCGAGCCUUACAAUAAGUUGUGAAAAUGAAGUUUAUAAUAUUCUUGCUUUUGUACAGCUUCAAACUUACUUAAUUGUAUCCCCAUUGAUUUUUCACAAAGGGAUUCAAAUCAUUCAGAAGGAAAAAUCACAGCCAAAAGUGUAGGAAUUAUAAGUCUCGUACUCAUUGAAUGUUCAUUAUUGAUGCCAUCAACAAAUGUUUGUUCAUAAUGGCAAUCCCAAUUGUAUCAACUGUAUAGUUUCACCAGAUCAUAUUAAUGUAACUGCUUCUCUUUUAUUCCUA